Molecule: messenger RNA, 4520 nt
Organism: Nymphalis io (European peacock)
Lineage: Eukaryota; Metazoa; Arthropoda; Insecta; Lepidoptera; Nymphalidae
Exons: 12
Coding region: 267-4208 (1313 amino acids)
Biological process (GO): transmembrane transport; monocarboxylic acid transport
Molecular function (GO): monocarboxylic acid transmembrane transporter activity
Source: RefSeq, a predicted model, not a curated record
AGAUAAGGACAAAUACGAAUGAAGUCUAUCUCUAGAAUCCGCGUAUCCUAAUUAACCGUCUUCAUAUAUAAUUUAUUAUUUAUCUCUAUCAUGAUUGGCCCAUUUAAUAAACGCGUACAAUCAAUACUUAUCAUUUUAUACGUUUACGUCGUAGAAGUCAGAACUAAAGAACCGGCUCGUGUUGGUUUGAAGUAGAUGUGUUGCAGAGUAGCGAUAUCCCGCGCUCGAUAAAUUGUUUUAGUGAUAUACUUUUUACGACAUUACAGAUGAUGGUAAAAUCGAAACGAUUGAAUUUGAAGAUAAAAAAAGAUGGAGAUUUUAUUCCACCGGAUGGGGGUUGGGGAUGGAUGAUAGUUCUAGCAGCCGGAUUUUCUAACUUGUCAACACUGCCUAUGCUACAACAGUUUGGGUUGCUGUUCCGGGACAAAUUUUCGCGGCUGGGCAUCACCAGCUCGGAGACGACGACCAUCAUCAACAUGAACUCCGCGCUGACCUCUUGCGUCGGAUUAGCGAAUGGUCCUGUCUUUAAAAUCUUCAGCUAUCGCCAAGUGUCGCUAACUGGAACGAUCGUGGUGUUUAUAGCGUUGGUAUUAACCGCAUUUUCCUACAACUUUGUGACGUAUUUGAUAUGUUUCUCAAUUCUUUAUGGUGCUGGAUAUGGUAUAAGCAGUUCAGCCAAUGCUUUAGCUCUAAACACGUAUUGGAGAAAUAGAAGAAGAUUGGCUACGGGAUUAUCAUGGACUACAACAGGUUUAGGUCCAAUCGUAUGGCCGCAUAUUAUAACUGCACUGUUUGCUUCCUUUGGCGAAACGGGUACUAUUCUUAUUAUAAGCGGAUUUGCAUUACAUUCAGUAGCCUGCGCUCUUCUACUACAGCCAGUUGAAUGGCAUUCUAAAUCACCAGAUUCUAAAGAUCAAGAUGAAGAGCAAUUAUUAGCCCCAAAUGCACAAACAGACAAUGUACCUAAUGAUAAGAAUGUUCAGGAGAGUGGUUAUUUCAGUCAAGUUUCCAAGAUAAAAAACCUUAGUCUUUUUUCGAGCCAAUAUCUGUAUAACGAAGAUGAUCCAGUGACACCUGGGUAUGAAAUAACUGAUCCUGGAGUGCCUAUGAUGUUGCGAGCGAAUGACGGAUAUUUUAGUCAAUCAAGGCAAUCGCGAAGUAAGUUAUCGUCCAGAGAAGGAUCUGCUAAAACAUCUCGGCUGAAUUCAAAAAAAACAUCUAUGUCUAAUUUAUUAGAAAAUCGUUCAAGAAAAUCAUCAACAUUAUAUCUAAACGAAUCCAAAAAAAAUUCAUCUGCUAAUUUAGGCGCUCUGAUGCUGGACCGUGAAUCCAAACAAACAAAUAAGCCCAAACGUAAAACUUCAAUAACACUGAAUACUCAGAUUGAAGAAUCAGAAAUAGAAGAUUGCCCAACAUUAAAAGCCCCUCAAGACUUAAAAGCAGAUGAAAAGGCUGUAGUAGAAAAGAUAGAUCCAAAAAAAGCAAAAUAUAUUGCGGAUAGAGCAGAAAAGCAUUUAGCGGGAACGAAAAGUCUCAAAUCUUUUAAAAUGGAUGGACAAUAUAGCGAAAAGUAUCAGAAAGAUAAUCACAGCAAUAUUUCAUUAAAGAAUCAAAACGAAUCGGAAGAGCGAAAAUAUCUAAAAGACAAUCAUAGCAAUCAGUCAAUUCGCACAAAACAUAGACGGAAAUCUAAUAAUUUUAAUUAUGAAAGUGAAGUACUUAAGCAAGCCUCUUUAAAAUUAGAGCAAUACUUAAAAGAAAAUCAAGACGAUUAUCAAUCAAAUAAGUUUAAGCUCUUGGUAAACAGUCCUUCAGAGGACGAAGUUUUUGAAGAAAAGGUUGAAGGAAAAAAUGAAGAUAAAGAAGACGAAGAACCUGAUUUAACAUUCUGCCAAAAAGUUGCAAUGUUUUUUGACUUAGAUCUUCUAAAAGAUUUUACAUUUAUCAAUCUAAUGCUGGGCAUUACUUUGGCUAACUUUAAUGAAUUAAACUUUUCAAUCUUGACGCCGUUUAUUCUCGGUGAUUAUGGGAUGACGAAACCUGAAGUAGCUUUCUUCAUGUCACUAUUAGCUGGAGUAGAUAUUUGCGUUAGAUUUUGUAUUCCAUUUGUGGCUGGAAAGAUUGGAUGGGAUAACAACUCUUUUUUCUUAUUUGGUGUUUUAUCGAUGGCCAUGGGUAGAGUAGUGCUAGCUUAUUGUCAGGAUUACAACAUAGUACUUAUGGUGGCUGUAAUUAUUGGUUUUGGAAAAGGUCUACGAACAGUAUUUAUGGCUCUUGUAAUUCCUACCCAUGUACCCCUACAUAAGCUGCCAGGUGCUACCGGGAUACAACUGUUAACGGCUGGACUUGUUUAUUUAACCUUGGGACCAGUUGUUGGCUGGAUAAAAGACAGUGCAUCCACGGCCGUCACACUACAUUGUCUUAAUAUAUUUACAUGGCUCACUGCAAUUUCCUGGGGGAUAGAGAAGUACUUCAUAGUGAGAAAACAGAAAAUCAAAGCUGAAUCGAUAAAAGCAAACGGACUUUGUGGACAAGUCUCAUUGUUCAAGAAAUGUGACGGUUUCCCACCCGGAAUCACUUUCGUUAAAAUGUCUCGUGCAAUGAAUAAAGUGCCACCCGAUGGAGGAUACGGAUGGGUUGUCACUUUCGCCUACGCGUUAAAUAAUGUGGUAGUACUGCCUCUAAUAGUAGCCUUCGGUUUGGUUUUUCAAGAAGCCUUUGAUGAAACUGGCUUAACUGCAACACAAGGAAGCCUCGUUAUCGUCCUAAACCAUGGAUUUGGAAUGCUUUUAUCGUUUUUUGGAGGACCAGUACUCUGUCGGUUUGGAUACAGAAAAGUGGCAGUGGUCGGUGCUUUAUUGGUCACAUCCGGCCUCAUAUUAACAGCCGUUGCGACCAACUUCUGGCUGUUUAUAAUCUCUUACAGUAUUAUUAAUUCUAUGGGGGUUGCAGCGGUUAUGGCAGCCUUUUCAUUAGCAAUAAAUUCAUACUUUAAAGAGAAAAGGGGACGAGCUGUCGGCAUCGGCAUGUCUAUAACAGGAUUAGGAGCCAUUUUUAUGCCAUUACUAAUGAGCGUUCUUAUAUAUGCGUACGGCUGGAGAUACGCCGUUCUUAUUUUAAGCGCCAUAUGUCUUCACUCCCUUUUAGCAGCAUGUUUACUUAGACCGGCUAAAUGGUACUUAAAGGAUCCCCAAAUAUCAGAAGAAAUGGUGCCACUAAAUAAGGAACUUAGCAUAGAGCUAGUCAAUGGCAGCUUUACGACAUCAUCAAAGCAAGGAAUUUAUUCGUCGAAUAAAUUAGACGAAUCUAUUGAAAAUGGUCUACCGCCCCCUAAAAGUGUUUCUAUGCGAGCCUUAAGUGGUUCUAAUGGAAUUAUCAACAGGAAUGCGAUUUCUCAUCCUGAUAUACGUAAAGAGACAUCCGAAAUGCCCCUUGCCGAGUCCAAAUAUAAGUGGUGGGAAUCUCAAGAAAUUAAUUUGGGCAGUUCCAUUAACAUAUUCAAUGAAAAAGACUAUGAUAAAAAAGAGAAAGAAUUAACAAAAGACUUCCCUGAAGAAAAAAAAUCAAAAGGAUUGGUACAGAAAUUUAUAGAUUUCUUCGAUCUAACUCUUUUGAAAGAUCCUAUAUUUGUAAAUAUAUUAAUUGGUUUAUCGAUGGCUUCUUGCGUCGAAACAAAUUUUUCCCUUUUACUGCCUAUUAUUCUCAAAGACAUGUUAAAAUUUGAGACGUCAGAUAUCGCGAUAAUUAUGGCCGUAAUAGGAUUCUCUGACACUCUGUUUCGACUUGUGUCAGCGUUUAUUGGAGAGUGGUGUCACAGGCCACCUCGAGUCAUGUAUGUGGUGUGCCUGAUUAUAAUCAUUUUUACAAGAACAAUAAUGCUGUUCACGACAACGUUUAGCGGCAUGCUCUUUGUAGCAUUUUUAAUAGGGGUGACUAAGGGUAUACGAACCGUGUACAUGAAUAUCAUAAUCCCAAGUUAUGUGCCUCUAGAGCGGCUGCCUUUCGCUUCCGGCAUUCAAAUGCUUUGUAAUGGCAUCGUAAUAACCACCAUCGGAUCGCUCUUAGGUCGCUUCCGUGACCUGUCUGGAUCAUACAGGAUGCCAAUUUUGGUUCUGAAUAUUGUUACAUUUUUGACAGUCAUCCUGUGGAGCGCUGAGUUUAUCUACUUCAGGAUUAAGAACAAAAAUAACGAACAAGUAUCUGAAUAGAAUGAUUUAUUGUCGGACCUUACAUUAGCUUAUUAUAUAUAGUUUUAGUUACGAUGUACAUAUUAUUUACUAAGAUAUACAUCACUUUAUGCUUUAUAACUUAUGUACAUAAAUGUUCGUAUUAUAAAUUGUACAAUACAUUAAUUUUAAACCUAAGAAGUCAUUUAUUUACAAAUUAUUUAUAUUUACAAGUGUGGGAUGUUAGUUAUUACUACGAUCGGUUAAUUACAUUUUGGAUACCAAAUAGGAAUAACCUUGCUUAUGUAUCUACAAGUUUCAGUUUGGUAAAAUAAAACGAAGAAAAAAUCCUUA